UCAAUAAAUUCAACAGAUUCCUACCUUUUUAUUACUAACAACAUUUUACAGUUCCUAAAACUAUUUAUUUACAGGUAAAUAAAGGUUUUUUUCAGAAGUAAACAAUACACUUAAUAUACUUUAUCAUUCAGACUUAGUACGUACUACAAAAUUUUCAAACGUAUUUUACAUUUUUAAAAAUCUGGCUCUAGCUGGUGAUUGCACAGACAGCAUAAUAUUUUAGAAAUGUGUCUGCUAUUUGUGCUACUUGUAAGUUAUUAUUUUACUACACAAUGUGAGACUUCAUUGCGUAUAUAUGGAGGCAGAGAUGCUGCUAGAGGUGAAUUUCCUUAUGUAGUUCGAAUAGAGGAGCAUACAACUCUUUUUUUUAAUGGAAAGACAGAGAGAGAAAUUUGGAAUCGGUGUACAGGUGCCGCCCUCACUUCAUCUUGGAUUCUGUCUGCGGCACACUGCGUCGAAGAAGAUGACUUUAACAACAAAAAUAAAAAACUGGCUGCAAGAUAUAAUAGCUAUUUUCCGAAAUAUCCGGGAAAAACAAGUACUAUUUUCGAAGCCAAAAUACAUCCCACAUAUACAUCUUACUUAGGCUAUGUAGAAGAUCACAAUAUUGAUAACGAACUCAAGAAUGAUCUAUGCUUAUUUCGGAGCGAAGGUAUCGUGGUAAAUCAUUACGGGAAGUUAAGUCCAGUUGACUAUAGAACCCUGAUUGGUCAUGAGGCUUAUACUCUCGGAUUUGGAGGAACUAAUGCUUCGGAGUAUCGUAAACCUCUGCAAGUACUCAAGGGAAUGUUAUAUGAGUGCAACAAAGAGUAUACUGAUUCUAUUUAUGAGUUAUGUCUUAUGCCACAGUGUGGCAUACAAACCACGAUCUGCGGAGGCGAUUCAGGUGGUCCCGUUGUCCAUCCUUCAGGAAUAGUGGGUGUUAACUCCGAUUCUGUAGGAGAUUGUGACGAGUACUCUACAUCUUUAAAUGUUCCGGCCGGUACUGCAGCGGAUAUUUUAGCAACGUGUGGAAACCAGCCUAGGAGGAAGAAAGAAAAAGUGAGUAAGUUGUUGGGAGAGUCAGAAAGGUUUGCCCAGCUGUGGGAAAGUCACAGGCUGUUCCUAUACAUUUUGAAUGUAGUUCAAAUCGCAGUUUGA
This is a messenger RNA of Maniola jurtina (meadow brown), 1140 nucleotides long. RefSeq names its product kallikrein-2-like. Gene Ontology annotation, biological process: proteolysis. NCBI's taxonomy places the organism in Eukaryota, Metazoa, Arthropoda, Insecta, Lepidoptera, Nymphalidae. Gene Ontology annotation, molecular function: serine-type endopeptidase activity. The record is from RefSeq and is a predicted model, not a curated record. Bases 226 to 1140 code for a protein of 304 amino acids. The transcript is spliced from 2 exons.